AGCGGAGCAGACGCCCCCCUAACAGUCCUCAUCCAGGACUGGAGCAGGACUUCAAACAUCUGGUCAGGAUGAAGAGAAAACCACAGGAGGAACUAGAAGAAAUUGAAGAAGAAUAUAACUAUGUUGAGGCUCCAGCCUGGACUGUGGAUGAAGUGGCAGCCCCUCCAGACCAGAGGUCUCUCUUCUUCUCUCGGUCCUUUCCACUGAUAGCAGUGUGCUGGCUGAUACUGUUAGUCAUCAUGGGCCUUCGUAUCUACUUCACUUCUGAAAGCAACGCCAAGCUGACGGCAGAAACCCAGCAGCUGGAAACCCUGAUACAGCAUCUGAACACCACUCUACUGGCUGCACAUGAAAACAUGGCGAAGUACUGCAACGAUCUGACAGUCCAGUUUGAUCUCCUGACACAUAACUAUACUGCCUUAGAAAGCAAGAUCAAAGACCUGACUGCAGUGAACCAGCAGCUGGAGACCAAGAGGACCAACUUAACAGAACAGAUCCGAGACCUGGAGACAAACUGGAAGAAACUCAACGUCAGUCGAGCUCAGUGGAGCAUUGAUGCCUACUGCCCCAAAGAUAAAGAUAACGUGAGACAGUGUCAAGCCUGCCAGGAGGGCUGGAGAGUCAACAACUCCAGCUGCUAUGUGGUCCAUGACGCUGAAGAUCCUUCUGGUCAUAACACCUGGGAAGAAGCUCGAGAAGUAUGCAGAAGACAAAGUUCAGAUUUCGUCAUUGUGCAUAAUCAAGAGGAACAGUAUGCACUCAAUUACUACAGCUGGUUCAGUACAUCUAUCAUUGGAUACUGGAUUGGUCUGAGAGCUGAAGGAGGGAGAUGGAAGUGGAUUGAUGGAAGUGAUCUGACUGAAAGCCACUGGGCAUCACAGUCAGCCUACUGGGUACCAUAUCCACCACGUCCUUAUCCCGGUCAGUGUGUGAUGUCUGUCCAGAACAUGGGGUGGAGAUCAGUGAGCUGUAAUGAAAGAAAUAGAUGGAUCUGCAAAAAGGAGGCUUUAUCUGUUUAAACACUGCAUACUGCUACUUGAGAAGGCUAUCGGAUACUCUGCAUGAUAAUAUUAACUGGCUUAUCAAUAUCAAACUAUGACUUCUACUUCACAAUUUUCAAAACUGUGUGU
Messenger RNA from Etheostoma cragini (Arkansas darter), 1130 nucleotides. RefSeq names its product C-type lectin domain family 10 member A-like. The coding region runs from base 69 to 1019 and encodes 316 amino acids. NCBI's taxonomy places the organism in Eukaryota, Metazoa, Chordata, Actinopteri, Perciformes, Percidae. The record is from RefSeq and is a predicted model, not a curated record. The transcript is spliced from 7 exons.